UACCGCGGUACAAUGGGGAACAUACAGUCCACCAUGAAAAUGCACCUAUUGAUUAGCCGCCCGUAAAGAGUGUAGCUGUGUGCAAUUUUACUAGGAUACUAUAUAAAACUUGUCCUUGGUUUGUUGAAGAAGGAGAUUUAUCACAGGUUUGGUGGAGAUGGGUGGGACGUGAAUUGUGAAACGCUGGAGUUGAAGAGGGAGUGAUCCGCUUGUGGAAGCUGAUAGAUACUGCCUUACGGUCGGAGGAUGACUAGGUCGGGGAACUCUUAGAUGAAGUCUCCGAACUACUGGAGGAGCUCAGCGAAGACUCCCUUGAUAGUAGCGAAAAAGGAGACAAUAUAGAGGAACAAAGGAUGGAAGCAAGCGGAGGAGCAUGACCAAAAGCGAAACAUCUGCAGACGCUGGAAUUGCCUCCACUAUACCCCGAGUUGCCCUUAAUGCCCUCCACUCCUCCUUACGAACUGCCCCCUCAUCCUAUGUGCUGUUGCUGUUUUGCCGGCAAUGCUUCAAAUGAGAUGAGGCCCAUAGUUUUAGAGUCUGGGCCGGAGAAACAGACUAGAAGGCAAAUACUUGAAAACGAAAGUGCUCGUAAUGACGUUGAAGCUGCUUUUCUUAUAAAUACUGGGGAAUCAACUCCCCACCCACCGUGGUGCCUGAAACCAAAUUGGGCAGAGUUCUUUAACCCCCAUCAGAUCUUUCCAGUGACUGAAGACUGCCAAGGAAAUCGCGGGUGGACUCCGGUCAACUUUACAGCAUUAAAAGAGCUGCAAAAGGCAGUGACUCUCUACGGGCCACAUGCUAACUUCACCAAAGCUAUCCUAGGAACUUUAGGCACUCAGGGCCUAGUCCCUGAAGAUUGGAGAAAUGUCUGCAAGGCAGUCCUUUCAGGGGGAGAUUAUCUCUUAUGGUCAGCCGCUUAUAGGGAACUAGCUCGUACUCAGGCGGCACAAAACCGAGCUGAUGGGCAACCUGCCUGGAAUGAGGACAUGUUAAGUGGAGAGGGAGCAUUCCAUGCAGAAGCGGUGCAAGCUCGGUGUCCCCGGGAGGUAUUACAACAAAUAAGAGAUACAGCCUUGAGGGCCUGGAAGGUAGUGCCAAAAAAAGGGGAAGAUAAACACAGUCUUAGUAAGAUAAUACAAGGACCGACCGAGCCUUAUGCAGAUUUUAUUAACCACCUUUAUGAAGCUGCGGGCAAUCUGUUUGAGUCUCCUGAAGAGGCCGCACCCUUGCUGAGAGGACUGGCAUAUGAAAAUGCUAAUAAGACAUGUCGCUCCACGCUAAGGCCUCGGCAACAUAAGGACAUCCCUACCUUUAUGAAAAUUUGCAGAGAUGUCAUGGAUGAUGUUGCCUCUGGGCUCAUGCUGCUAUGGCAAUGGCUAAGGCCAAUAGAGCGAGUGACUGCAAAUGUUUCGCUUGUGGCCAGCCUGGACAUGUAAAAAAGGAAUGUAGACAACAUAAGCCCAACAAACGACAGCCAGGAUUAUGCCCUAAAUGUGGGAAAGGUAAUCAUUGGGCCAGUGAUUGUUAUUCUAAGACUGAUAGAGCAGGAAACCCCAUUCCCCAAGAGUCAAAAAAUGGGAGAGGGGCCCCAGCACACCGGGGCCUGAAGCAAAUUUGGGUGUGCCAGCAAUCAAAAAAGGGGGAUCAGGAACAGUAAGCUGUUUCGAAUUGCAGCCAACGGAGUCUCAAAUAUUAACUCCAGCUAUGGGUCCUCAAAUCAUUGAUGUAGUCCCUACUAAAAAUUCUGUUCCCAAUACUGGCUUUGGACUAGUGAUUGGACGAGCCACCAAUUUUCAGCGUGGACUCCAAAUUCAGCCAACAAUAGUAACUUUCCCCACAUGCAAACCUAAAGUUAUCGUUCAAGCCACCUUAGGUGCAGCUAUCGUAGAUAAUGACAGACCCCUAGCACAAUUACUAUGCUGGGAAAAAAUUAGAGAUCAGAGAGCUAAACAAGGAAGUAAUUUUGCAGCACUCUCCUUAUCAUUGGAAAACAGACCACUUUGGCCUCUUGUCAUUCAGGGAAAAACAAUACAAGGCUUGUUAGAUACUGGGGCUGAUGUAUUAUAGCCGCAGAUGACUGGCCUCCCUCCUGGCCAACACAAGAGUCAUAGAAUACACUGGUAGGGUUGGGUACUACCCAUGCUCCACCUAGGAGUGCCAGCAUCCUCACUUGGACCGACAAUGAAGGCCAUUCUGGACAGAUCCAACCAUAUAUCUGUAAGCUGCCAGUUACCCUUUGGGGACGAGACGUCCUACAGGAACUAAGACUUACCUUGACUAAUGAAAAGGGAAAACAACAAGGAUAGCAGGCUGUGUGGAACAUCAUGACAUGAAUGGGAUAUAAAGGUGGAGGCCUGGGAGCUAGGGAACAGGGUAUUACAAUGCCCAUUAGUCCAAAAGGAGAAAAGGACAGGCAUGGACUGGGUUUCCAGGAGGGGCCACCGCACCGCAGCCAAUCCCUGUAACUUGGCUCUCCUCUAAGCCAGUGUGGAUUUCGCAGUGGCCCCUUACAGAAGAAAAAUUGGCUGCUGUAAAAACCUUAGUAGAGGAACAAUUAGGGGCAGGACAUCUUCAGCCAUCUACUUCUCCUUGGAAUACUCCUAUCUUUGUGAUUAAAAAGAAAUCAGGUAAAUAUCACCUACUUCAUGAUUUAAGAGCUAUAAAUAAACAAAUGCAACCUAUGGGGGCCACCCAACCCGGCCUCCCCGUUUUAACCAUGCUACCUAGAGAAUGGAAACUAAUAGUAGUUGAUAUAAAGGAUUGUUUUUUCUCUAUCCCCCUAGCCAAGGAAGAUAGACAACGUUUUGCCUUUACAAUUCCCUCUAUAAAUCAUAUAGGACCCAAUGCUCAUUUUGAAUGGACGGUAUUGCCACAAGGAAUGACUAAUAGUCCCACAUUAUGUCAAAUAUAUGUUGCUAAGGCUAUUGCACCUGUAAGAAAAUUAUUUCCACAAAUGACAAUAGUACACUACAUGGGUGAUAGUCUAUUGGCUGCUCUCAACCAGGAAGAAUUAGAUAAAGCCUUUUUGCAUUAGAGCAAUCCCUAAACAAUUAUAAUCUUAUCUUAUCCCCUGAAAAGAUUCAACGAGUUCUUGCAGUCCAAUAUUUAGGACUACGGAUUACCCCUACCACAGUAAAGCCUCUUGAUUUUAAUAUCUCCACUCAUCAUGUUAAAACCUUAAAUGACUUACAAAAAUUGUGUGGAAGUUUAAACUGGAUUUGGCCUUAUUGUAAAAUGACUACUAAAGAAAUGCGCCCUUUGUUCCGACUUCUGGAAGGCGAUGCAUGCCUAAAUUCACCCAGACAACUUACAAAGGAGGCAAAAGCAGUAUUAAAAAUUUUUGAACAGCACCUUAA
Messenger RNA from Oryctolagus cuniculus (rabbit), 3356 nucleotides. Lineage: Eukaryota; Metazoa; Chordata; Mammalia; Lagomorpha; Leporidae. The record is from RefSeq and is a predicted model, not a curated record.